Messenger RNA from Fomitopsis serialis, 542 nucleotides. RefSeq lists its product as uncharacterized. The transcript is spliced from 6 exons. The coding region runs from base 152 to 511 and encodes 119 amino acids. The record is from RefSeq and is a predicted model, not a curated record. Lineage: Eukaryota; Fungi; Basidiomycota; Agaricomycetes; Polyporales; Fomitopsidaceae.
AUAGGGUCAUCAAUAGGUAAGUUAAGGUCGUGCUUAACGGGCUGCUUAUUUGAAGCUAACUCAUAUGCAUCAUUAAUUACUCGCAUCAGCUAUUGUGCAGAGCAGGUAUGAUUCACCCGAUUCUUGAGAUAUGGACUCGCUUCCAUAGGUGAUGCGUAGCAUUGCUCAGAAAAGCGUCAACGGUGCAGUCCGACGUGCUUUGGUACCAGGCUAUUGGACUCUGGCGUCUGCAUUUUCCAUGGACUUCUACAUCACCUGCGUGCUCUGUUACAUUCUCUUUAAUCGCAGGACUGCGUUCCGACGCACCAACACCAUUCUGGAGAGGCUGAUCAUCUACACCAUUAACCGUGGUGUACUGUUGUGCUUGCUUUCGCUUCUUUGUAUUGCAUUGUAUCCAGUAGACGGCAAGCGCGGCAGUCUGUAUAGCGAAACGGUCUCUGCGCCUGAAGCAGCCUUGUAUGUCAAUUCCCUGAUGGCAGUGUACGUCCUUUAUUUUUCACGUCCGUGGUAGUCUCGUCGCUGAACUUGGAUCUUCUGCGUAA